Boleophthalmus pectinirostris (great blue-spotted mudskipper) is the source of this 3104-nucleotide messenger RNA. Its product is annotated as echinoderm microtubule-associated protein-like 5. Lineage: Eukaryota; Metazoa; Chordata; Actinopteri; Gobiiformes; Gobiidae. Gene Ontology annotation, molecular function: microtubule binding. The transcript is spliced from 15 exons. The record is from RefSeq and is a predicted model, not a curated record. Bases 519 to 2102 code for a protein of 527 amino acids.
AUUCUAUCUAGGUAAAGCCAUAACAUCUACAUGGAGACAAGAAAGUGGCUGACCCUUUACAUAGUUACAUUGUGCACCAUCAAGUAGACGAAUAGCUCAAAAUCUGAAUGUGAAUAAUCCCCAUAGAAUUAAUUAACUCGAUUGUUACUGGUGUGCUUGGCAUCUGUCUGUUUCUCAGCCCAACUGUCCAUUUCAGGCCUCCUGUUAGCAGAGCGCUUCCACAACCAGAGAAGCUACAGACAAACAACGUGGGCAAAAAGAAAAGGCCUAUUGAGGACUUGGUGCUGGAGCUGGUAUUUGGUUACCGUGGUAACGAUUGCCGCAAUAAUGUGCACUACCUAAACGAUGGGGCGGAUAUCAUCUACCACACAGCAUCUGUUGGCAUUGUCCUCAACCUGACAACAUCUUGCCAAAGUUUUUAUGUUGAACACAGUGAUGACAUUUUGUGCCUGACAAUCAAUCAGCAUCCUAAAUUCCCCAAUGUGGUGGCAACUGGCCAAGUAGGAGAUACUGGUGACAUGUCAGCCACGUCUCCCUCCAUCCAUGUGUGGGACGCUAUGAGCAAGCAGACACUGUCAGUACUGCGCUGUUACCACUCGGGCGGGGUGUGCUCUGUCAGUUUUAGUGCUACAGGAAAGCUCCUAUUGUCUGUGGGCCUGGAUCCUGAGCACACUGUCACCAUCUGGAAGUGGCAGGAAGGUGCCAAAGUUGCCAGCCACAUUGGUCAUACCCAGAGGAUUUUUGUGGCUGAGUUUCGCCCGGACUCAGACACACAUUUUGUGUCUGUGGGCAUCAAGCAUGUGCGCUUCUGGACAUUGGCGGGGCGAGCUUUGCUCAGCAAGAAAGGGGUGCUGAGUUCAAUAGAGGAUGCACGAAUGCAGACCAUGCUUUCUGUGGCAUUUGGGGCUAACAACUUGACAUUUACAGGUACCAUAAGUGGAGAUGUGUGUGUGUGGAAGGAACACAUUUUAGUCAGAAUAGUGGCCAAAGCUCAUACAGGCCCAGUGUUCACCAUGUACACGACCCUUAGAGAUGGCCUCAUCGUCACCGGAGGCAAAGAAAGACCGUCAAAAGAAGGAGGUGCACUGAAGCUGUGGGACCAGGAGCUGAAACGCUGCCGAGCCUUUCGUUUGGAGACGGGACAGAUCAUAGACUGUGUCCGAUCUGUGUGCAGAGGAAAGGGUAAAAUUCUUGUGGGAACAAGAAAUGCAGAGAUUAUUGAAGUUGGUGAGAAAAAUGCUGCUUGUAACAUCUUGGUGAAUGGCCACAUGGACGGUCCCAUUUGGGGACUUGGAACACAUCCUUCUAGAGAUGUUUUUCUGUCUGCUGCAGAAGAUGGGACUGUUCGUCUGUGGGACAUCCCAGAGAAGAAAAUGCUGAAUAAGGUCAACCUUGGCCAUCCUGCACACACCAUCAGCUAUAGUCCCGAGGGAGACAUGGUGGCCAUUGGGAUGAAGAAUGGAGAGUUCAUAAUCUUGCUUGUUGCAUCGCUCAAAAUAUGGGGCAAGAAAAGGGACAGACGUUCCCCAAUCCAGGAUAUCAGGUUCAGUCCCAAUUCGCGUUACUUGGCGGUGGGUUCCAAUGAGAGUGCAGUGGAUUUCUAUGACCUGUCUCUGGGCCCACAACUGAACCGCAUAAACUGCUGCAGGGACAUCCCCAGUUUUGUCAUGCAGAUGGACUUCUCUGCUGACAGCUUAUACAUUCAGAUAUCCACUGGUGCUUACAAACGACUGGUGUAUGAAGUACCAUCUGGAAAACAGAUCACAGAACAGACACAAAUUGACAGAAUUACUUGGGCCACCUGGACAAGCGUCCUUGGUGAUGAGGUUGUUGGAAUCUGGUCCAGAAACACUGACAAAGCAGAUGUAACAUGUGCCUGUGUGUCACACUCAGGCCUUAACAUUGUGACAGGUGAUGACUUUGGAAUGGUGAAGCUGUUUGACUUUCCAUGCCCAGAGAAGUUUGCUAAACACAAGCGUUUCUUGGGGCAUUCUGCUCACUUGACAAAUGUACGUUUCACAAACGGAGAUCAUUUUGUCGUCAGCGCUGGUGGAGAUGAUAGAAGUCUUUUUGUGUGGAGAUGUGUGCACACUCCUCAUUAAAACCACACAGAGGAACAUCCUGCGUCACAGUUCACAAGCUGUCAUGAUGAGUCCUGUAUGUGAAAGGGCAAAAGGAAAGGACUGGCUGCUGACUAAUGCAGAAAAUGGUGUAAUGACUUACUGCCUCAAAAUUAGGUGCAUGCAUUUGUGCAAGAUUUCAUUUGUUUACUUAUUUCAUCAGCCCAUUUGUUUAAUCACUCACUCACUCACAAAAACACCCCUAAUACUGAACUGUAUGUGAACCAUUUCAGAGUUAAGUUUUAGAAUCAGAUUUUCAUAAGGCAGUUGUGGUUUAUAUGCCUAUUCACUACAUACUGACAUUGCCAUUUUUAUCAUGUAGCAAACGCAACUAGCCUUAAAUCUUGUGAGGGUUGGCAUCUUUUUGUACUUUUUAUUACAUAUGUUUGUGUUUAUGUUCAUUCUAAAUCCUGUGGCCUUCCUCCUGAAUGUAACAUCCACUGUUAUAUUCUGGAUGUCAGCAUGCCAAAGCAUACUAUGCACUGUACACUGGACCUGGUCACUGUGUUAGCCCUAGUGGGUUUUUGUUUUUGAUUUGUGUAUGUGAUUGUGCUAUUGACUGGUUGACCUCAAGCCUUCCUCUGCAGUGUUCCCUUGUUAACCUGUGUACAUGUGGUUGAAGAUGUAGGUGGUAAACGAGUGUGCAUGGCUUACUAAAAGACAAUCUGUCCUAACCGUGAUCCUCAUUAAAAAACAAAACAAAGAGCAGCUGCACAACUGGUGCAGACCUGUCACUUUCAGUGUGCUGCUAUGUUAUAUUGUUGCAAUUUUAUGAUAAAAUGUGUAAUUAUUUUCAAUACUAAUUGUGUAAAUGUGUUUUGUGUAAUAAAUUAUAUGAUACACAUAAAUGGAAUGUUUUAUCAAAGAAAAUAUAUAACAAGUGCAAAACAUGUAACGUAUGAAUACUAAAAUGUUGCUGCAUAUUUUGAUUUACAUUACACCACUGUAAAUAUCAUUUGUACAUAUUCUUUUUGGAUAUUUUUG